Molecule: messenger RNA, 921 nt
Organism: Suillus subaureus
Lineage: Eukaryota; Fungi; Basidiomycota; Agaricomycetes; Boletales; Suillaceae
Exons: 4
Coding region: 1-921 (306 amino acids)
Source: RefSeq, a predicted model, not a curated record
AUGACUGUUUCUUCCACUUCCGAUAUUGAAAUAACCCUCUGGCACACUUGGGCCCUGACUGUCACUCAUGAGGCAUGUGAAUAUACUGAACAGAAAUUCAAUGCAGAGAAGACAGGAGGAGACCCAGUUAUACCUUCUCAGAACCUAGACACUGAUCUGGUGAUGGCUUGCGAUCAAUUGGUUGAUCACCUGAUAAAGGCAUAUAAAAAUCCCAUUCAGAUGCAGAUCAAUGUUGCAAGAUACAGCAAAGUGAUCUCCCCAAAGGACACCAGGCAUAAUGAAGAGAGAGAGGAGAAGUUGCUUGAGAGGUGUCCUCCUGGCCAUGAGGGCACAAAGUUGGUGGAGAUACCCACCACAAUUCUUGAUGCAUCCGGUGCCAUCAUUGCAUGGUAUGUCCCAGACGCCCUGACCAAUGCCACCCAGAAUCAGUCGGAUCCGGAGGUAUCUGCAUCAUUGAAGGGGGCAUCCUCCAAGAAGAUCCUCAAAGUGAUUGUGAGGCCAGCAGCCAUUGCAACAGCGGCACUCAGGGUGAUGCAUCCUGAGCAGUACUGGGCAGGUUUGCGAGCCUUUUCGAGCCUCAAAGAAAAGGCAGAAAGCAAGGAACUGCUGAAGAUGUCAGAGACUCUCCAGUACUGGGCAUCCAUGUUUAACAGCCUGUCUGUCAUUUCCAAUCGGGAAACCCCCAAUCAUCGAGACCAUUUAUCUAUUCCUGAAUGCUUCAACAUUCUCACUACUGUGGGGAAUUAUUCUAAUGCUUGGAUGAGCAUGCCAAGCCUUCAGCUGGAGUUCAGGAUUGUGAGACAUGGGGUUCAUGCAGUGGAAGGGGAUUGGAUUGCUUGGGCAUGGUAUAUGAGGGAUUCUGUUCAUGUUUAUGCCAGGGUUCCAUCAUGUGGAUGGGCUAGGGUGGAUUACAAACAGUGA